CACUCCUAGAUCUCGGCGAGAACACAGGCCUCCAGGCUCCCAGCCCCGCUCUGCUGCAGCACCAGACCCCACUGCCCACCCAGACCUCGGAGAGAACCCAGGCCCGGAUGGCCGGCAUGGCAGACAACCACCAGGAGAGCUGGGCAGCAUUGAUCGCAGAGGCGGAGCGGUACCGGCGCCAGACCGGCAAUGAGGUGUUCCUGCUCACAGCCUACCGGGCCCAGCAGCCGGGGGGCUUCGCCUACGCCCAGCAUGGCGGUGGGGCCCUGGGGGAUGCCGCCCAGCGCUACUUGGAGGACAUCGCUGUAGUGCACAAGACCACCGCCUUCACCUACACCACACGGCCCCCACCUGCCCCCCGCCCCCUGCCCCCCCACGGCUCCUACUCCCGCAGCUAUCCCUCCAUCUACUGCCCUGAGGAGCCCCCCACCACCCCCCACCGGACCCCAGGGGCCCCCCAGGCACCCUUGGCUGAAGCUGCAGGUGGGCAGGAGCCUCAGGGAGAGGAAGAGGAGAAGAACUCAGAAACCCAGGGGAGGCAGCAGCAGCACCCCAGUGACGCCAUGGGUCUCUUUGUGAUGGAUGAGGACUCUCCAAGCCAGGACUAUGAGCCCUUCUUUGACUCAGACCCUGAGAGCACAGACGACGGAAGUCUGAGUGAGGAUGCCCCUGGGCAGCCCCCUCCGGCCCCCCACAGCCACCAGUACGCCAAGUCCCUACCCGUGUCUGUGCCAGUCUGGGCUUUCCGGGAGCCAGGCCAGGAGCAGCGCUCUUCAGAGGAGGACAGCACCAAGCACUCUUCGCCAGACCUGGAGAAGAUUGCAGCCAGCAUGCGUGCCCUGGCUCUGCGUGGCUCUGAUGGCACUGAGAUGUUCGGGGACCUGCCCCGCCCCCGUCUCAACACCGGAGACCUCCAGAAGCUGCAGCGGAAGUACUGACCCCUCCCCCAAUGCUGGGGGGGGGGGGAGCGGGGGCACAGGGGUCCCCUCCAAUGCUGCACAGGCCUCAGUCCUCCACAGGGCAAAGGGCUGGGAGUAUCUACACUAGGGCAUGAGGCACCAUGUCCACAUGCACACUACAGCCCCUUUCCCAGUUCUGGGGGAGCCCUACCCCUACUUUGCCCCAGCUUUGGGGGGGAGGGGGGGACGCACAUCCUAGGAUCCCCUCAGUCCCCACACUACAGCCCCCCUGCAGCUGCUGCUGGAGUUCCACGUGCCCAACGCCAGGAGUUCCCCCGGAUCCUGGGGCUGACCCCUUAAGUGUCUUAAUAGAGGAUGUUUUUGUAACUGACCCCUCCCUUUUUUUGCACAGAAACUAUUUGUGGGGGGGGGGUUAGAUCUCCCCCUGCAAUGGGGUAGGUGUAGCAAUGACACUAUUCCACCUGACAGUGAACACCCCUAAAUAUUCAGCAGGGGGGAAGGUUAAUCUGCGAGCACCCCAGGAAGGAUGGGAAGAGCCUUCUUCCACCCCAGGUCCAUGGACCCAGUGCUCCCUGCCCACCUUUCAGUGGGCCCCCAGACCAGCUUCCAGGGGUAAGGGGUUCCUGCUAAAUUGGCCUACCCCUUCUCCAUUCCCCCCCCCCUCCAAAAUCCUGCUGCAGGUCCCUGGACUGGACCGCCUUUUUUAUACCAGAGCUCAGGGGCCCUGGCCCUGCCCCUCUAUUUUUGUCCAAAGAUGAUUGGUGGAGGAAGGGGCAGGGAGCCCUGGCCCUCAAGCCUGUCUUGGCCAAUAAAGAGAUGCUGACUUUUACCAGC
Molecule: messenger RNA, 1754 nt
Organism: Alligator mississippiensis (American alligator)
Lineage: Eukaryota; Metazoa; Chordata; Crocodylia; Alligatoridae
Gene: AKT1S1
Product: AKT1 substrate 1
Exons: 5
Coding region: 108-938 (276 amino acids)
Biological process (GO): neurotrophin TRK receptor signaling pathway; negative regulation of protein kinase activity; negative regulation of TOR signaling
Cellular component (GO): cytoplasm
Source: RefSeq, a predicted model, not a curated record